AUGAGCAAGCACAAAUCAGAUUUCUUAUCACGCAUCAAGAGCGGGUUUCGCUCCUCCAAAGCGUCCCAAAUUGACGCCCCCGACUCGAGUCGUUCCAGCGGCAUGGCAGAACACAGCCGAGGCUCGAGCCCGCACCCAAAGUCGAAAAAAGAUGAUCAUGGAUUCCUGGAACUUGCAGCUGGGUCGGAUCCCGACGUCGACAUCGUCGCCAUCCAUGGCUUGGACGGUCACAGAGAGAAGACAUGGACGGCACGGACGGAUAGGAAUAGGAUUUUGUGGCUUCGUGACCUCUUACCACUCGAUUUACCCAAGGCACGAGUGCUCACAUAUGGAUAUGAUGCGGAUACUCGCAGCCGGGAAUGCGUCUCAACGAAUACGAUAUACAGACAUGCCGAAAAGUUCAUUCAGGAGCUCUCAAGAGAACGCAAUGGUGCUCCUCGACGGCCGAUUCUCUUCGUAGCCCAUAGUCUUGGUGGUAUCAUUCUGAAGCAGAUUGUACCGCGGCAAGCAGCUACUCUUGCUAGCGAUCGGCAAGCGACUCAAGAGGGACUUCGCGCUGACCAUUGUGAGAUGGUCAAGUUCCUGAACAGGACUCAGAGCGACUAUCGGUGUGUUCUGACGUAUCUCAAAGAGUGGAUGAAAGAAGCACCUAGCUCGAUAGAAAAGAAAUGGUCUCUAGAGGAUGCUGUUCGAGCUACUAAGCAAGGCGUACCAACUUCGUUACCCAAAACCAACCUGCCAAAGCCUCCCCCCGCCGUCUCGAGGAACUAUAUCGAGCGUCCAGAGAUCCAGUCGACGAUGACCCAGUUGCUACUUCCUAGUGGCGAGAAACGUCAUCAACCACGCUGUAUUCUACACGGAAUAGGAGGCGCCGGCAAGACUCAGCUUGCGGCAAAUUGGAUCAGACAACACGGCAAAAGUUUUGACCAGAUAAUCAUGGUCGAUGCCACCAGCACGGCACAGCUUGAGGCCGACCUACAACGCGCAAUCCGUACAAUCGGUCCUGAGUACGCCAAUUCAACUUGGGAGGAUACUGUUGCCUAUUUCGAGGGCGUGGCAAGAGGGUGGUUGCUAUUCUUCGAUAAUGCGGACUCACCAAAGCUCGACCUUGACCCAUACAUCCCUAAUUCUCCCAAUGGAGCAACCUUGAUCACGACGAGAAACCAGGAGUGCACACAGUACGCGCCAGAUGGCGCGAUUUACAUUGGUGGCCUAGCGGAAAGCGAGGCCGUCGACCUCCUUCACAAGGUCGCCAAUGUCACACCUACAUCCAAUGACGCGUCUCUGGAGAUUGUGCGAGAGCUAGGAGCGCUAGCACUCGCAAUAACCCAUAUAUCUUCAAAACUCGUCAACUCAGCGGCUACCUCGUCACUCUUCGUGAUCACCGAGAUCAACUUAUGCCUGCCAAACAAGACACAGGACCUACUGAAGAUUUGUGCAUAUUUCCACCAUACAGGCAUUCCAAAGGCUCUUUUCGAGCUUUCGUCUAUCUCGGGCUUUACUGCUCGCACGAUUCUAGAGAAUUAUCCCCCGCCGGAGAGUGACGUGGCUGUUGUUUCCAACCUCGAGGAGAUUUUUGGAUCGACUUGGGAUGAAAUCUCAUUCCAGGCCUUGAUUGAUGCCGCACAGCGAGCCUCUUUUAUCAAUACACUCACCGACGACUCUGGAAGCAUCUUCUACUCGAUUCAUCCACUCCUUCAGAGAUACAUCGCGGAUUCUCUUGGAGAUACUGCAAAAAUGUUUAUAAGCAUGGCUAGUCAGCUUUUACUUGGAGCUACACGGCACUCAAACGAGAGCAAUGCCCAGUAUUGGCAACUGCUAUCACACAUUGAUGCCCUUCCUUGGUCAUUAAAGACGGCGAAUACUGCGCAUGCACUGGCAUUCUACAAGAUCUAUGAUUUAUUAGGGAUCUGGAAGAAGUCCCAUAAACUCUUACAGUUUGCACGGUCCGACACCACCACCCUAUUAGAGGGGCCACAGUUCGAUGGCCAAAAAUGA
This is a messenger RNA of Serendipita indica DSM 11827, 1998 nucleotides long. The record is from the annotation of a GenBank genome assembly. Lineage: Eukaryota; Fungi; Basidiomycota; Agaricomycetes; Sebacinales; Serendipitaceae.